Messenger RNA from Anisakis simplex (herring worm), 615 nucleotides. NCBI's taxonomy places the organism in Eukaryota, Metazoa, Nematoda, Chromadorea, Rhabditida, Anisakidae. The record is from the annotation of a GenBank genome assembly.
AUGGGAGCCUAUAAGUAUAUGCAAGAAAUAUGGCGCAAGAAGCAGUCGGACGUGAUGCGUUAUUUGUUACGUAUUCGUUGUUGGCAGUACCGUCAACUAUCGGCUGUGCAUCGUGUCUCAAGGCCAACCCGUCCGGAAAAGGCUCGUCGAUUGGGGUACCGUGCUAAACAAGGUUUUGUUAUCUAUCGUGUACGAGUUCGCAGAGGUGGUCGUAAGCGUCAAGUGAUCAAAGGCCAAACCUAUGGUAAACCCAAAACUCAUGGUGUUAACCAGUUGAAACCCGUGCGCAAUAAGCAGUCAGUUGCUGAGGAACGUGUUGGUCGUCGAUGUGGUGGACUCCGUGUGAUGAAUUCUUAUUGGGUGGGCCAAGACUCGACCUAUAAAUUUUACGAGGUCAUUCUGGUUGAUCCUUCUCACAAGGCGAUUCGACGUCACGCAGACACACAAUGGUUGACUAAGCCAGUGCACAAGCAUCGUGAAUUACGUGGUCUAACGUCGGCUGGUCGUAAGAGUCGUGGUCUUGGUAAGGGACAUCGUCAUGCAGCCACCACAGGUGGAUCACGCAAAAAGAAUUGGUUACGUCGCAAUACACUGUCACUUCGUCGUAAGCGUUAA